GUCCGGGAGUACCUGCUCUUCCGCGGCUUUACACACACGCUGCGGCAGCUGGACGCCGAGAUCAAGGCGGACAAAGAGAAAGGGUUCCGGAGUUGACUUCUUUGGCUGACAGUCUGAGCAACUGCCAGGGCUUUGGUGGAGCUUCCCUGACUUGAAGGAGUCAGUCCGUGCAUCUCUCCGUGGACAAGAUUGUGGACCAGCUGCAGCAGUUAAUGCAGGUGUAUGACUUGGCUGCCCUUCGGGAUUAUUGGAGUUACCUGGAACGGCGGCUCUUCAGCCGCUUGGAGGAUAUAUAUAGACCCACCAUCAACAAGCUGAAAACCAGCCUGUUCCGAUUUUAUCUCGUCUACACCAUCCAGACAAACAGAAAUGACAAAGCUCAAGAGUUCUUUGCAAAGCAGGCCACAGAGCUCCAGAACCAGGCUGAGUGGAAGGAUUGGUUUGUCCUGCCCUUCCUGCCAUCCCCAGACACCAACCCCACCUUUGCUACCUACUUCUCUCGACAGUGGGCCGAUACCUUCAUUGUGUCCCUGCACAACUUCCUGAGUGUCCUGUUUCAGUGCAUGCCAGUUCCCGUGAUCCUGAACUUCGAUGCGGAAUGCCAGAGGACCAACCAGGUUCAAGAAGAAAAUGAAGUUCUUCGCCAGAAGCUUUUCGCCUUGCAAGCUGAAAUCCACCGCCUGAAGAAAGAAGAGCUGCAGCCUGAGGAGGGGGAGGCCUUGGUCCAGCACAGAUUGCCUCCUUAUGUCUCCAACAUGGACCGCCUGGGGGACUCGGAACUAGCCAUGGUGUGCAGCCAGAGGAACACUUCCCUGUCCCAGUCGCCUCGAGUGGGUUUCCUGUCCUCACUGCUGCCUCAGAGUAAGAAGAGCCCCUCAAGGUUGUCGCCUGCCCAGGGUCCCUCUCAGGCUCAGAGCUCGGCCAAGAAGGAGCCAUUCGGCGGCCAGGUGAGCGCAAGACCUGCCUUUCUAACUCCUGCCAAGAGGCCCCUGACAGCUGACUGCACUUUCAGACCUUGUUUGUUCUCUCCUUAGGACUGAUUUCUCUGGUAUGCUGGUGAGGUCCUGACUUCACAUCUC
This is a messenger RNA of Leptonychotes weddellii (Weddell seal), 1079 nucleotides long. NCBI's taxonomy places the organism in Eukaryota, Metazoa, Chordata, Mammalia, Carnivora, Phocidae. The record is from RefSeq and is a predicted model, not a curated record.